CCUGAUCUAAUGUUAUCCGACUUGGACACAUUUCACUAACCCCAUUUCAAUUAUUUGUCUUCUCUGCAAUGGAUUCUUCUUGAUCACCAAGAAUAUUCUUUAUUAGCUGUUCUGCAAAGGCCUUUUACCUCUCCAGUCGUUCUUAGAUUUUCAGCUAUUGAUUUGGUAUGACAUGAUGUGGCUUUUUGUGGGUUUGUUAUAACGAGGGUAUUGGAAUCCAAAUCUUUAUUCUUUGGUCAAAUAGUCCAUGACCAAUCUAGGAGAAGGAAAGGAAGCUCUCUAUGCCUGACCCAUGUUUGGUACAUUACCCCUGAGAAGGGUCAGAGGUCACGUGGGCACCCACACUAAAGAUGAUGAUUUGCAUAAAACAUGCAGGGAAAAAGGAAGAAGCUACCCAAGCAGUGGUAGCAGCGGUAGUACCUUAGGCUUGGACCGGUGGGUGUCUAGUCAAAAAGGCCAUCUCUCUGGUUCCAUUCACAUGGGACCCCGGAAGAAUAAAAUGACCUUUGAACCCAAGCGAGGGACCUCCACGACAAGGGUUCCCUUAAGAUAUGGCUUCAAACACCCUUUUCGGAAUUGGGAUCCUCCCUUAUUAUUUUUCCUACUAAAUAAUCUCACAUGAAUACAAUAACCCACCCACCCAACUCCUGCCGUCGCCUUCACGAGUCCUUCGUUAAAGAUUCAUGAGUCUCAUUAGCCUCCUUGGAUGAAGGGAUACUCUUUUUGACUUCACACACUCACACACACGCAAUGUGGAAACAAAGCCCACAGCCCCCGUAAUUUAAUCCGUUAACGACGACUUUACUUUCACGUAAACGUUUUCUCCCCAUUGCAGGAGAUUCCAUUUCUGUGCUCUGGAUUCUGGGCUUCUGCCCUCCGCCCCAUCAAUCAUCCUUCUUUUAUCCUCCUCUCCCACCCCCACCCCCACCCCCACCUUCUUUGCAAACAAAAUCUACCCAUCACCUCCCACUUUCUCUCCUCUAUCCAUUGCUUUCCGCAAUCAUCCAUCUUCAACAAUAUGCUGAGCCCACCUGAUGAAUCCUCCAUCUCCAGCCCAUUCACUGAUUUCAUGAAGAGUGUGUUCUCAUACAAUGGCAAUGUGAUGCUGGCCGCCAUUGUAUCUUUGCUUCUUGUAAUUCUCUUUGUCUUGGUGCUCCACAUCUAUGCCAAGUGGUUCUUAGCUCAUGCCCGUCACAGGAGGAGAAGUUCCGUCUCUGUAUCGCAUGUUCUUCGUCCUACUCGUUUCCACCAUUUCCAUACAUUCACAUUUGAGACCACUCUCUCUGGUUCUCCAACCAAGGGUCUUGAUUCAUCAGCCAUUUCUUCCAUCCCUCUCUUUGUUUACAAAGCUGAGGAGCAUAAGCAUGGAUUGGAAUGUGUGAUUUGUCUGAGUGUCUUCGAGGAUGAUGAUGUUGGGAGGAACCUACCAAAAUGCGGUCAUGCAUUUCAUGUUCAGUGUAUUGAUAUGUGGCUGCAUUCUCACUCCAAUUGUCCUAUCUGCCGUGCUCCUGCGGCCUGUGAGAAGAAGGCUGUGAGUCAACCAGACGAGGCCAUUUUGCAGGAGGGGAGCAUUGAAUUAUCGGAAGCUUUCAUCGGUGACUUGGGGUUGAUUGAUGAGGACUCUCCAAUGGAGCUUGUGGUUGAGAUUCCUGACUCUGAGAAUGGGAAUGCGGUUACUGAUAUUCAUGAUUCAUUGUCAGCAUCUUCUUCCUUGUCAUCUCAGUCAUCGUCAUUGGGUUCUUCCUUGAAGAGAAUGCUGAGCAGAAACAGAUCAGAACACAAGGUCCAUCCAUCAUCCAUUUCCAAUGACUCAGAAGCUUGAUACAGAGAGUCAGAGAGCUACAUCUCCGUCCAUUUUCUUGUUCAUACUCGGCUAGCUAGCUCUGGUAAACCAAAUUGUAUAGAUCUUGUUUAAGUUGUAAUAGUUUCUCUCUGAAUCCCCAUUCAUCUUAAUGCUGCUAGCUGUUUCCUCAUUC
Vitis vinifera (wine grape) is the source of this 1976-nucleotide messenger RNA. Its product is annotated as RING-H2 finger protein ATL63. The coding region runs from base 1019 to 1822 and encodes 267 amino acids. The transcript has a single exon. The record is from RefSeq and is a predicted model, not a curated record. NCBI's taxonomy places the organism in Eukaryota, Viridiplantae, Streptophyta, Magnoliopsida, Vitales, Vitaceae.